This is a messenger RNA of Orbicella faveolata, 1512 nucleotides long. RefSeq names its product adenosine receptor A2a-like. The record is from RefSeq and is a predicted model, not a curated record. NCBI's taxonomy places the organism in Eukaryota, Metazoa, Cnidaria, Anthozoa, Scleractinia, Merulinidae.
AAAGUCAAACGUAACAAACUUACAAAUUUAAAAGACACUGAUUAAAAAUAUAGCGAAAUCUGCCAAAGCAAAAAUUAUUGAGCGCCAUUACAAUUUUAUCAAAUAGUUGAGAAUAAUGUUAGAGAGCUAAGGCGUUUAUUCCAUAACCUUAAGUGUGCUGUCAGUGAUGCUAGUGAUGUUUCCUGCUUGCUUGCUUGCUUGCUUGCUUUGAGCGAAUGUAUCAAGCAAUUUAGCUGUCGACGAGCCACUUUAUAAAAGAGCCACUUUGUACACCAGCUGUUUUUUGUGUUGUGUUAUUAGCGGCUUUCUCAGAAUUAUUUUCAAACCCACCCGCCACGAUUACUUAGUUUUUUUGUCAUUGUUUGCAACCGAAAUAGACCACAUGCCAGAAGGCAAUUACACCGUAGGAACUGAUUACUUCAAGCAACGUGUUCCUAUUGGCUGAUGAUCAUGAUAAGAUUUUAAAAAAGUUAAACAGACUAACGUUUAGUACUAAUCGCAUGGAUGACAAUUUUAACAGUUUUCUCUCGUUUACCUCUCAUUAGAGCGCUGAGGGGCAACCUAACAUAAUUGAAACCUUUAAAUCGCACUUUGUUAUCACUAGUUCCUUUUGACUUUUCAACCAUGGCAUGUCCACGAUAUGAUCUAUCGAUAACUUUCAUUGCCACCUUAAGAACUGUAUGUUGUAUUUCUGGAAUUUUAGCCGUCGUGGAAAAUCUGGGCGUUCUUUUGGCUGUUCGAAAGAUUCACUCACUGCGAUCUACAGCACGUCAUUUUAUGGCUUCACUCGCUGCAGCAGAACUUCUCGCGGGAUUCAUCGCCAAUCUCUACUUUAGCCUGAUUCUCUCCAGAAAAGACAGCCUCCCGUUAAAAACCGAAUCAGCCAUUUGGUUUUUUACUACAACAUCUGUAACCUUUAACUUGAGUAAUGUUGCGUUGGAUAGAUACAUCGCAAUAACUUCUCCUUUGCAGUAUCACAACAGAAUGACCUCGACAAGAAGUUUGAUUUUGAUAAUGUUCUCGUGGUGUUUCGCUUUAUUGGGCGCGACUAUGAUGUACGUAGUUCCUGAAGAAAACCUGGUUGAAAUGUGGAUCCACAGUGAUAUAAUCUCUGUCUUUAUUCCAUUUUGUAUAAUAGCUUUCUGUUAUUUCAGAAUCUAUCAAGGAACCAAAAAUACUUUUCCCGUGCGCGAGAACAUAACAGAAGCUCAACAGAUGGCGGAAUCCAAGAGACAAAGGAAAACAGCGAACACAUUUAGGAUUAUUACAGGACUGUUUAUUUUUUUCUUCAUGCCGUGUUUUAUUUUCAACUGUAUGUACGUAUUUCACCAACCUGAUAUAAAUGUGAUAAAAUGUAAUAGUUUCCACAGAACAAUUUGGAUUUGGAUAGCUGUUAUUUCGUAUUUCAGUGCGGUUUGCGAUCCUUGGGUUUACGCAAUAAGAAUGCGCGAUUUUAGAAUAGCUUUAAAAGAAUUGUUCCAGUCCAUGUGUCGCAUUUUGCACCUAUCAUAA